AUGUCUCGUCAGCGUCUUGUCUUAGGCCUCCCACGUGUCUUGCCGUCGCUGCCACCUUUGCUUGAACCACCGUGCAGUCCCUGCGUCAAGGGUAGGCUGCGCGCCACCCCUCACUCCUCCUCCCUUCGUCCGGCCACCGAGCCUUUUGUGACGCUCCACUUAAACGUCUGGGGCCCCGCCCCUCGCCUUGGCCCUGAGCGUGAGCGUUUCUUUCUGGUGGUCGUUGACGACUACUCCCGCUACACCACAGUGUUCCCCCUUGCGAAGACGUCUGAGGUGACUUCUACGCUGAUCAGGUACGCCGCUCACCAGCUGAACCUCUGGCCACGUGUCUCUCGGCCAGAGGUUUCACCGACUAGUCUUUGGACCGGGUCCCGUGGUGUUGCGUCGAGGUUUCGUGUCUGGGGUUGCUUGGCUCUUGUUCGCGACACCUCCGCGGACAAGAUCUCGCCUCGCGUCGUUCCCUGUGUCUUCCUUGGUUUCCCAGAGGACUCCUCUGACUUCACCUUUUUCCACCCUCCCCUUCACCGGUUCUUUGACUCCCGUGACGUCAGUUUCGACGAGUCCGUCCCCUACUACGUCAGGUACCCCUGCCGAGGUCUCCCGGUGUGUCCCACGCUACCCGUCCCCCCUCGGUAG
Molecule: messenger RNA, 639 nt
Organism: Closterium sp. NIES-65
Lineage: Eukaryota; Viridiplantae; Streptophyta; Zygnematophyceae; Desmidiales; Closteriaceae
Source: the annotation of a GenBank genome assembly